AUGGAGAUCAGACACAAACAAAAAACAGAUUCCGAUGUUUCUUCUUCUACUUGCUUGUACAAUGAAGCUCGCGAGGCCCGGGAGCUAGGGUGUGCAAGAGAGAGAGGGACAGAGAAAGAGAGAGGGACGAAGGUCCAAAUCUUUGCAUUCAAGCUCCGCAUCAAAAGCGCCCAAGGUCCAAAACGGGCACAAGCGCUGCCCGAAAUGGAAGGCGGCGUGCUACCGCUAGUGUUGCCGCAAGGUGAGGGACCUCAAGGCCGAGGUACCUCAAGGUCUCAGGUUUCCUUAUCUGACGACCUCAAGGUAACUCGGAGGUACCUUAAGGUCAUCACUGAAAAUUUCCCAUCCGCCAAAGUAGUGGCAGUGCAGGCAAAGGCCUGA
Messenger RNA from Coprinopsis cinerea okayama7#130, 381 nucleotides. RefSeq lists its product as hypothetical. The transcript is spliced from 2 exons. The coding region runs from base 1 to 381 and encodes 126 amino acids. Lineage: Eukaryota; Fungi; Basidiomycota; Agaricomycetes; Agaricales; Psathyrellaceae. The record is from RefSeq and is a predicted model, not a curated record.